Messenger RNA from Cydia fagiglandana, 3986 nucleotides. RefSeq lists its product as uncharacterized. The transcript is spliced from 7 exons. Gene Ontology annotation, cellular component: nucleus. NCBI's taxonomy places the organism in Eukaryota, Metazoa, Arthropoda, Insecta, Lepidoptera, Tortricidae. Gene Ontology annotation, molecular function: RNA polymerase II cis-regulatory region sequence-specific DNA binding; DNA-binding transcription factor activity, RNA polymerase II-specific. Gene Ontology annotation, biological process: regulation of transcription by RNA polymerase II. Bases 386 to 3613 code for a protein of 1075 amino acids. The record is from RefSeq and is a predicted model, not a curated record.
CAUGUCAACUACAGACAUAUAGUGUACAUUACUAUAGGUAACAGUUUAUUUGUAUUAGAGUAACGUGAGUAAUUAAUUUCUAAAAUAGGUGUAAAGUUAAAAGCUUUUACGGUAUUCCCCUAUUUUUUUCCAUAUUCUUAUUGACUGCUAUAAUAUUCCACACAGUUGUAUAAAAUUGAAGGGAUGUUUACAAAAACAACAUAACUGACUACACUGGUUGACACCUGAAACGAUUAACAAUGUUCUUAAAAAAGUGUCAACCGCUCUAAGCAGUUAUGUUGUUUUUGUAAACAUCCCAUCAAUUGACAUUUGAUGCCUACUGUCCCCAACUGUCUUAGCAUAGCAGCGGCACGUUCACACUCAUACCUCCAACAGCAACAAUCUUAUGCGUCGUUAUCACCAGCGCCGUAUAAUGAGCCACUGUCUCCCCAAUCUGCUUAGGUACAGUAGAAGAAGCGCGUCGCCGUACUCUUUUGAAAGACGCUCACCGACACCGCCUUUACCAAGUCCGGGACUAGACUUAAACGCGGCCUUAUUAGCGAGAGAAGAGCAGCAAGCGGCUCUACAGCAGCAAACGGCUCUUCAGCGGCAAGCGGCUCUUCAGCAGCUAGCAAUAGAAGAACUCAACACUAAAGAGAUAGCUCAACGAAUAAGUCACGAACUGAAACGCUACUCGAUCCCUCAAUCGAUCUUCGCUCAAAGAGUCCUAUCCAGGUCACGGGCGACUUUGAGACGUCUUUUAAGCAAACCGACGCCUUGGUGGAGGUUGCAAUCGGGACCGCGGGAGACGUUCAAGAGGAUGUGGGCAUGGCUGCAGAUGCCGGAGUUCCAGAGAAUAUCGGCGCUGAAGCUUGCCGGUAUCUCCAAACCAAAAAAAAUGCCCCCCGAAUUAAUAUUUCACCUUAAUGUUUGUGAAGAUAAUUUUGAUCAAUGCUAUAAAGAUACAAACGACCUACAAGCUAGGUUAGUCAAGACGGCAAUUGCUAGACACUAUAAGGGCAAAGAAUCAAAUGAUAUCGAAAGUGAAGAUGAAUCAAAUGAGAUUCAACAUGACAAGGAAUCAAAUGAUAUCGAAAGUGAAGAUGAAUCAAAUGAGAUAGUAUGUAAAAAAGAAUCAAAUGAUAUCGAAAGUGAAAAUGAAUCAAAUGAGAUUCAACAUGACAAUGAAUCAAAUGAUAUCGAAAGUAAAGAUGAAUCUAAUGAGAUUCAACAUGACAAGGAAUCAAAUGAUAUCGACGGCGAAAAAGAUGAAAAUAAAUCUGAUACUUUAGACCCAGCACAAGCUAUCGAAGAUGACAACGUGGUUGAAAUUCUGUGUAUGGAAUGCGACAAACCAAUCAAAGAGUCUGAGUUUCAAUGGUGGUGCCUACAAUGCGACGGGCUGCGUUGCGGCCACUGUGUCCUGCGAAUGGUUCACCGUUCACACUUCCUGCUCCGAUCCCCAGCCAAUACUACACCCGAACAAAUUCAAAUCUUGAUCAAAGCCAUACAAAAGGACCUAUGGCUUGAGGACUUCUUUAAUACACGCGACGCAGACGAAUAUGUGGAUAACGUUGAGUCAGCAGAGUCAGUUUUUCUUCCUCGCGUUGUCCCUCCUUUUCGCCACGGCUCAUGGGAGCGUGGGGUCCGCUCCGCAACUAAUCCCAAGUCAGCAGAUGUGAAUUUGGAUGUGAUAGAGGAAAGCCUACAAGAACCAAUAGUAAAAGCGGAACCCCCCGAAGAUGAGGAAGACCCCCUGGCCGAAUGCUCCAACAACUCUUCCAUUCUAAAACCAGACGGAACACCAACCAACAACUAUUAUACUAACGACCGCCAACCCAUCUCACAAAACUGUAGACCAAAUCAUAAACAUGGCCUCCGUGAAUCAUUAAAUACCCACGAUGUAAACUCUUCAGACCUUCCACUACGAGAAGACAUGGUUUUGGGCCUCAGAGAUACAGAUUAUGAACCUAGCGAGAAAACCUUAGGAUUGGUCAACCCUUUCGAAUUUCAGCGAAAUUUGCAGUAUUUAGGUCUCGACAAACCAUUCAAUCAAGCAAGCCAGUCUUUAGGCCUCGAAGACUCAAUCGAUUAUAUACCAAGCAAGAAAUCUGUAUGCCUCAACGUAUCACCUGAUUAUCAAGUAAUCCAGGCACUUGAAAGCUCUCAAGAUUGGAUCGAUUAUCAACCAAGCAAGAAAUCUGUAUGCCACGACUCAGCCGAUCGAGCUAGCCAGGCGUCUAAAAGCCUCAGCAACUCAAAGCGACCAAGGUUUUUGGACUUCGAUAAUCUUUAUUGUAACUUCGGCCUCUUCCAAUUCUAUCAACCAGACAUCGCCGAUAUUCGACACUCGGCCAGUCUCCAAGCACCCCCAAAGGGUCCUGAUAGAGCUCCAAGUCCGGAGCCAACUAGUAUAGAAUUAUCUGAACCAUGUACGUUGGCUACAGAUAAAAAUCCCAAUAUAGAUCCAACUAGCAUGGAAUCAUCUGGAUCUUGUUCGUUUGCUACAGAUGAAUUUCCAGAUGCAGAUCCAACAGGCAUGGAAUUAUCUGGAUAUGAAUUUGACGGACCAUCCGUACAGUUGGAAACCCUAGAUCAGAGAGACGAUGACUUCCGCCCACCGAGCAAAAAGCGAGUCCGUAUUCAACCUAGUACAGAAAAUGUUGAAAAUUACUUAGUGAAUACUACAAUAGCCCAAGCAACAGAGAUCAAAAAUACAUGUCAGCAAAAAUACACACACGUGACAGUGUCAGAAGAUGAAAUAGAAUAUACGAAAAAUAAAGAACCAAAAAUGAGUAGCCCACAGCAACCACUGCGUCGAGUAUACAUUAAGGCAAAAAAGACUGAUCAUAUUAAAACACAGCAACCAGAAGCUCAAACACACUCCACCCACAACAAGCAAAGUUGUACAGACACUAUAUCAGAUAAGAAAAAUGAUCGUAACAAACAAGAUUCAGUUAACACUUUAGGAAAACUUAAAAAUAAUAGUGAUACAAUGCAGAAAUCGCAAAUCUACGCUACCUACACAAAACAAGGUUUUAAGAAAACUGCAGUACAGAAAGAACAUAAACAAAAAACUGUAGAUGAUUCUAACAAUGAUCCUCUUAAAACACAACUACCAAAAAUACCACCAGACUCUACACACAAAGAUAAAAAUUCUCCAGACACUACCGAAGAACAGAAUAAUAAAAGUGAGACACAGCAGCCACCUAUUAAAGUAUACUCCAAGAAACGAAGCUAUACGAAUACUAUAGUACAAAAAGAAAACAAACUAAAGUCAAUGAAUACAAUAGGAGAUCCUGAGAAAGACCCAAAUAAAACGCAGGAACCGGAAAUUAAAAUAUACACCACUCACAAAAAACAAAAUUGUAAGAGCAUUACAGAGCAAAAAGACGAUAAUAGUACAACACAGGAACCGAAAAUGCUAGUAUAUUCCACUCACAAAAAGCGAAAUUGUACAGACAGUACUGAACACAGAAAUAAUCCCAAAACACAUAUAUCAAUAGAAAUGAAUUUAACCCACAACAACAUGACGAAAUACAUACAAACUACAGAACGAAAUAUAGAUCCAAAUAAAAUACAGGAAACAAACAUUCAAGUAUAUUCCACUCACAAAGCCAGGAAGUACUCAUGAUUUAGAUUUAUAUCUUAAGCGAUAAAUUCAAGACAAAAAUUAAAAUUCUAAGGUCACUGUAGUACCAAAAAAGUUAAAAAAACAUUUUAAUAAAAGAAAAUCACAAAGCUGUAGAAAGGUGAAAAGCCACAGAAGGCUAGACGUGCUAGCGAAGGUAAACUAUCAAAACCGAGCACAUCAACGAUAGUACAUACUAAACUUAAAUGGGACCAAAUAAGAUUUUUAUGGAUGUCAAGAAACGUGGAUGAAUUGUUUGCGUAAAAAACUUUAUUUUAUUGUAACGGAAUUGGAUUUAUGCUAAGUGUUCAUUCAUUGCAUGAAAAAUAUGCAUGUUUUAAGCAGUUAAUUUUUAAUUAAAGCUAAAACUGUUAAA